AUGGAGCGCGGCGGCGGCGGGCGGCGGGUGCUGGUGGUGGGCGCGGGGAUGGCGGCGCUGGGGGCGGCGCAGCGGCUGCAGGGCGCGGGAGGCGUGCGGCUGCUGGAGGCGGGAGGCCACGUUGGUGGCCGCGUCUGCAGCCUCCCCUUCGCCUCAGGGCUGGCAGAGCUGGGCGCUCACUGGAUCCACGGGCCCUCGGAAGGGAACCCCGUCUUCCGCCUGGCUUCCGGCUACGGCCUGCUGGGCCCCGGGGCCACCGAGGAGGAGAACCAGCGGGUGGAGGCCAAGGGACACCCGCUGCUGCCUGUCAUCACCUACGGUAGCUCAGGGAAGGUGCUGAGCCCCGAGCUGGUGAGCAGCACCCGCAGCCUCUUCAGCGAGCUGCUGGGCUCGGCCCAGGCCCUCGCGGGCGUGUGGGAGCUACCAGCCAACAGCGUGGGGCAGUACCUGCGGGCAGAGAUCACCCGGCUGGCCUCCGCCUGGGAUGAGGACAAGGAUGACAAGCAGCUGCGGCUGGCCAUCCUCAGUGCCUGCCUCAAGCUGGAGUGCUGCAUCAGUGGCACCCACAGCAUGGACAUGGUGGCCUUGGGGUCCUUUGGGGAGUACACCUCGCUGCCUGGCCUGGAUUGCACCUUCCCAGGUGGCUACAGCAGCCUGCCUGAGCGCAUGCUGGAGACCCUGCCAGAGGGCACUGUCCUGCUCAACAAACCAGUGAGGACUAUCCAGUGGCAGGGGUCCUUCCAUGAGGAGGGGGACACAGACAGGGACUUCCCUGUCCGGGUGGAGUGCGAGGAUGGUGACUCUUUUCUCACUGACCAUGUUAUUGUCACUGUCCCACUGGGUUUCCUCAAGGAACGGCAUCAGGACUUUUUCCAGCCUCCCCUGCCUCAGAGGAAGGCAGAGGCUAUUCGCCGCCUAGGCUUUGGCACCAACAACAAGAUCUUCCUGGAAUUUGAGCAGCCCUUCUGGGAGCCCGAGCAGCAGCUGCUGGAAGUAGUGUGGGAGGACGAAUCACCUCUUGCUGAGCCCAGUACUGACAUGAAGGCCAACUGGUUCAAGAAGCUUGUUGGUUUUGUGGUCCUGCAGCCACCAGAGCAGGUUGGGCACGUCCUCUGUGGCUUCAUCGCCGGCAAGGAGUCAGAGUACAUGGAGACACUGAGCGACGCUGAGGUUCUCAGCACCAUGACCCAGGUCCUCCGCACACUGACAGGCAACCCGCACCUGCCCACACCCUGCAGCGUGCUGCGCUCCUGCUGGCACAGCACUCCCUACACACGUGGCUCCUACAGCUACGUGGCUGUUGGAAGCUCUGGAGAAGACAUAGACAUACUGGCACAGCCACUGCCCGAGGAUGCAUCUGACCCAAGGGUAAGGGCACGGAGGGUAAUAAUAGCGUGGGACUUGGGACAGCUCCAGUGUGCAAUGGGGUGUGCAGUAGCAUGUGCCCGAGGUGCACAGAGCUCUGUGCGGGGUCACUUGGGUCCUUUGGUGUGGAAUGGUGGGACAGGGUGGGGAACCUCAUCUCUUAAACUGGGGAGGUGUGGCCCGCAGAACGCAUCCCAGCGCCCUCCAGGCAUGGGGCAUUUCCCCAAGGCCUCAGGCACCCACUCAAUGGGCCGGCGUCAGGGACGGCCUCAGGCAAGCUGUGGGCACGUGUAGCUGCGGGUGGGCCUGAUGCUGCCCCUG
Centrocercus urophasianus (Greater sage-grouse) is the source of this 1686-nucleotide messenger RNA. RefSeq names its product polyamine oxidase (gene PAOX). The record is from RefSeq and is a predicted model, not a curated record. Bases 1 to 1659 code for a protein of 552 amino acids. The transcript has 6 exons. Lineage: Eukaryota; Metazoa; Chordata; Aves; Galliformes; Phasianidae. Gene Ontology annotation, molecular function: polyamine oxidase activity.